Pseudomassariella vexata is the source of this 1312-nucleotide messenger RNA. Its product is annotated as ribosomal protein S10 domain-containing protein. Gene Ontology annotation, molecular function: structural constituent of ribosome. The transcript has 5 exons. The coding region runs from base 183 to 1001 and encodes 272 amino acids. The record is from RefSeq and is a predicted model, not a curated record. Gene Ontology annotation, cellular component: ribosome; small ribosomal subunit; mitochondrion. Gene Ontology annotation, biological process: translation. Lineage: Eukaryota; Fungi; Ascomycota; Sordariomycetes; Amphisphaeriales; Pseudomassariaceae.
AAGCUCACCUAGGCUGCGUAGGUGUUUGCUACAUAAAUCUGUAUAAAGAGGUAUCGAUAGCUUUAUCGAUAAUGCAUGAAAUUUGAGCCGCCUGAGGGCAUUGAAGACCCGCCCGGCGGCCGCAAUCUCAAGAAGAUCGCGAAUCGACGGUCGUGUACGCGAAGGGCAGUAGUCGCGACACGAUGUCCAGAUCUCAAUUAAUCCAGCCGAUACGGCACUCUUUAUUGAGGCCACUGGCUCCCCGGCCUCGGAAUGCCUUCAUUGGCUCGGUCACCCGAUCUAUGGCUGAUAUACCAAAACCAGAGGAGAAACUUUCCAGCUUGCCUGGGCAACAUAAAGAACUACCAGUCCCCUUCCCCAUGACCAACGAACUACUCCACCAAGACGAAGAAAACCAAGUCCGCCUCCCUCGCUCCGUCCAAGCCCUGUACCUGCAGCCUCUCCGGCGAGAAGCCGAGUUCGGCGUGCCGACAUGCGACCUGCAGCUCCGAUCCUACAGCGUACCUAAUCUCGAGUUCUUCUGCGACUUCGCCCUGCGAGCGGCGUACUACCUGCACCUACCGGCGUUCGGCCCCGUGCCGCUACCACGCAUCACAGAACGCUGGACUGUGCCGAAGUCUAGUUUCAUUUUCAAGAAGUCGCAAGAAAAUUUCGAGCGUGUGACGCUGAGACGGCUGAUCCAGAUCCGCGAUGGGCACCCAGAGUCCGUCCAGAUCUGGCUGGCUUUCCUGCAGAAGCAUGCGUACUAUGGUAUUGGAAUGAAGGCGAACGUGUGGGAGUUUAGCAAGAUUGGUGUUGGCAAAGAUAUGGAUUCGCAACUGCCGUCUAUGCAAGAAGCUAUCGAUGAGAAGAUGAAGCACCUCGGACGGGACAAGGUUGCUGAUACUGUUGAGAAGGUCAAGGAGUUAUUGGAGAGUGAGCGGUUCAGGCACCGUGGUGGUCCGGGAAUACCUGCUUAUGGAUUGUCCCAUGGACCCCAGAAGGUUCAUGAAGGUACUUGAACGCGUGCCAUAUUGACUAUCAACAUAGAUGUAUAAAAUCUGUAUCAUUGUCGCAUACAAGACUCGGCUUGACAAAAGGGAUCAUGGAGACGACUUCAGGUCAACCGAUCAUUCGUACACUAAGGCCUCUUCAGGCUGUACUUAUUCGGUAGAGACACUAGAAGCCUAUACAUAGAAAAUUCGAGGUUGGAAGAAGGAAUGUCGCAGCUGACAUGUAGUUGGGUCACUUUGACAAAAUGACAUGCUCCAUAAUAAUGCUCCAGGGUAACUUACGUCGAUGUGGCCUGAGCUUUGAUUCCCUCAAUUCUCAC